AUGGCCGACGAAUCUCAAUACUCCAACAAGCGCAAAUACGAAGAGCAAACCGCUCCUCCUCCUCCUCGAAGACCUACCGGCUUCUCCUCCGGCCCGAUCCCAUCCCCUUCUCCAGAUCCCUCCUCCGCUCCUCCUCCUCCGUCUUCCUACAACAGCGUCCCUCCUCCGAUGGACGAGAUCCAGAUCGCUAAACAAAAAGCUCAAGAGAUCGCCGCUCGUCUCCUCAACAGCGCCGAAGCCAAACGUCCUCGCGUCGAUAACAACAACAACGUCUCUUCUUACGAUUACGGUGACAAAGGCUUUAGCUCUUACCCUUCCGAUGUUAGGUCAAACGCGGCCCCUCCGUCUUCGAUACCUGUUUCGUACGGAAGCUUUACGGCGACGACGAAGAAGAUUGAUAUUCCGAAUAUGAGAGUUGGUGUUAUUAUUGGUAAAGGUGGGGAGACGAUUAAGUCUCUUCAGCUUCAGUCUGGAGCUAAGAUUCAGGUUACUAGGGAUAUGGAUGCGGAUCCUAACGCUGCGACGAGGACUGUUGACCUUACUGGGACGCAGGAUCAGAUCUCUAGAGCUGAGGAGUUGAUCAAUGAAGUCCUUCAAGAGGCUGAGACUGGUGGUGCAGCUGGUGGUGGUUUAGGUGGAGGAGGCUCUCGUAGGAUGGGUGGACAGCCGGGAGCUGAUCAGUUUGUUAUGAAGAUUCCUAAUAAUAAGGUAGUUGGUUUGGUGAUUGGUAAAGGAGGUGAGACAAUCAAGUCUAUGCAAGCUAAUACUGGAGCUCGGAUUCAGGUUAUUCCUUUGCAUUUGCCCCCUGGAGACCCUACUCCAGAGAGAACUUUGCAGAUUGAUGGAACCUCCGAUCAGAUUGAACAUGCGAAACAAUUAGUUAAUGAAAUCAUCAGUGGCGAGAACCGUAUGAGAAACUCAUCAAUGGGUGGAGGCUAUCAACAACAAGGUUACCAAGCCCGCCCACCAUCAAGCUGGGCACCACCUAGUGGUCCGCCAGCACAACAGUACAGUUACAUGCAACAGGGAGCGUAUCCGGGUCCACCUCAGUAUGGUCAGUCACCUUACGCAAGUUACCCUCAACAAACUUCAGCUGGGUACGCCUCCACCUGGGAUCAAUCCUCUGUGCCACCAUCCCAGCAGGGCGCACAAGGUGAUUAUGAUUAUUACGGUCAGCAACAGUCACAUGCGCCAAACACUGGUGGAAGCUCAGCUCCACCAACAGACCCUACAGGGUACAAUUACUACCAGGGUUAUGGCCAAGCCGCUCAGGGAUACCAGCAAGAUGGGUAUGGAGGUUAUAGUGCCUCGCAGCAAUCAGGAUAUGGCCAAGCUGGGUAUGACCAGCAACAGGGUGGUUACGGCAGCACCACUAACCCGGGUCAAGAGGAAGAUACAUCUCAAGCUGCUCCGGCAUCAUCGGCUCCGUCUGGACAAGAGCCUACUCAGGGUAGCACUGGUCAAGCAGGGUAUGGAGCUGCUCCGACUUCUCAAGCUGGUUACAGCAGCCAGCCACCAACGGCUUACAGUUCUGGAUAUGGAGCACCACCACCAGCUGGAAAACCACCGGCUUAUGCUCAGAAUCAGCAGUCUCCUGGUGCUCCUGGGAGCUAUGGGUAUGCACAACCAGCUGCAUCUGGUUAUGGACAGCCUCCGGCAUAUGGGUAUGGUCAAGCACCUCAGGGAUAUGGGUCUUAUGGAGGUUACACACAACCUCCAGCUGCUGGCGGUUACUCUUCUGAUGGAUCUGCUGGAACCACCGCUCCUGGUAGUGGUGGUGGAGGUACGCCGGCUUCGCAGACUGCUCCACCUGCUGGACCGCCUAAGGCAUCCCCAAAGAGUUGAUGAUGCUUAUGGAUAAAUUUCACCUGUUAUACAAUUCAUGCUUCCUUGCUCUUUCGUUUUUGUUUCUCUGAGGAUUUCUUAAUGUUUGUGACGUUUUAGUUUACAAUUUUUUUUAUUUUAUGUUUGAGAUAAUGGUUAAUGUUACUCUGUGUGCGCUGUCUACUUACAGUUGAUUACACAAACUAUGUCUUGAAUCCAGAUAUAAACUCUGACCGAGCUUGUGUGGCAUUUAUCAAAUCACU
Molecule: messenger RNA, 2087 nt
Organism: Eruca vesicaria subsp. sativa (arugula)
Lineage: Eukaryota; Viridiplantae; Streptophyta; Magnoliopsida; Brassicales; Brassicaceae
Source: the annotation of a GenBank genome assembly